This is a messenger RNA of Sardina pilchardus (European sardine), 1836 nucleotides long. Its product is annotated as cation channel sperm-associated targeting subunit tau-like. The transcript has 14 exons. The record is from RefSeq and is a predicted model, not a curated record. Bases 130 to 1836 code for a protein of 568 amino acids. Lineage: Eukaryota; Metazoa; Chordata; Actinopteri; Clupeiformes; Clupeidae.
CAUCUUCCAAGCGUGGCUCGACGCCCCGUGUGUUUCUCUCUCUCACACACACACACACACUUCGGAAGGAGCCUCAGCAGCCCCAAUUAACAUUAAUCGUGUUAAUUUAGUCGACCUACACCGCGAGGAAUGGAUGCUGCGCAGAGCGACGGAGGUAGGCCACGUGGCUCUAUGGCCCGGUCUGGAUCUAUCCCGCGGAAAACGAGCACAGGUCGAUCAUUUCGGCAGACCACCAACGGGAUCGCUCAGUUCCUGAAGAGCACCCCGCGUGAGCAGGCGGAGGUGGACUCGGAAGAUGAUGAGUUUGAUGAGGAUCAUUAUUUUCAAACGCUGGUCACGCGCGGGGCUGCGAGGGGUGUUCUGACUGUCCAUCUCAAAGACUGCAAGGAUUUCAAGAGCUUGUCUGUGAAGAAGGGCACUCAGAGCUUUGUGAGGGUGAGUGUGGGGGGUAAGGUCAAGUGUACCCGCCUGCAGCCCUAUAAGGACCACAAGGCCAGCGACAACAAGGUGGCCAUCGUCUUCAACGAGUGGAAGUACUUCUCCAUACGGAUCCCAAAGGAGGAGGGCCGGACGCUGGACCCAGUGCACCGUAUCGUGGUGCUGGAGCUCAUCUUCUUCGAGCAGGACUCCGGCAUCCCCAAACUCAUCGGCAAGACCUUCGUCAAGCUGCACGACAUGAUAAAUAAAGAGCGAGUUGCCAUGCACGUGGAUCUCAAACUCAGCCGUCAGGUCGUCUGUAAGUUAGAUCUGGAAAUGGUGAUUACAUACGGAGCAUUCGGCUAUGGUUACUCCCAUCAGCUGCAACACCCCAAGAGGUCCAUGGACAGCUUUGUCGAUCGCUCUCUUUUUCUCCGCUGCCCUCCUCCUGAACAUCGCACGGACCAACGCUAUAACGUGUUGACCCCUCGCUCCAUGCCGUACAUAGACAUCAUCGAGUCGCUGAUGAGACAAGAGUCCGCUGACCCGGACGCCCCCGACAGCCACCACUUCUUCCCCCCGCCUGUCAUGAACCAGCUGCAGAGGCGGGGCAGGUUGCUUCAGCUGCAUGAGACAUUUCAGUCCCGUCAGAGCCAGGCCGAUGUGAUCCAGGAUCUUGAGAAAAUGAUCAUCAAGAGAGGGCUGCAGACAAGCGGCUCCUGGAGACAGAACAAAAAGUCCAAGAAAAUUUUGAACAGAUGGAAAAACAAAGCAAGCUUGAUCCCCAAACUUCUGGGAUUCGCACAGGCUGAAGCUAAGAAAAGUGGCCCAGGACAGGAGGCGGAGGGGGAGGAGGCCCCCCUGGGUCCACGCGCCCGGUCUCCGCUCCUGGCCGCCGUGCUCAGGGCCAAUCGGAUUGCAGAGACGGAGGGACGCCAGCCUGCGGACGACCCCCCUGCGCCGAGGUGGAGUAUGGGGAGGCUGAUGGGCACAGGGGGCACUGCGGAGCCCGCCGAGGACGUGUCCGCCGCCCCAUCUGCCCCAUCUGCCCCGGGGUGGCUGAAUCUGCCCUGGUCGAGUUCUCCUGCCCAGCCUGCGGCGUCGUCGUCGUCAGCGCCGGCCCCCCCGCCCCACGCGCGGGCGGCUGGCCCGUCGUCAGGGGCGACGGAGGACGACCCGACGGAGAUGUGGCUGCGCGCCCCCGCCAGCAUCCCCAGCCUGAGCUCCGUGCUGUCCGACAAGGACCUGGAGCCAAUCAGAAGCAGCCUUGCGUUCAGCCCGCCCCCCCUCUCCUCCUCCGCCUCCUUCGCCGCCGCCGAUCUCUCCCCGCAGGAAGCUGCCUCUGGAUGGCGCCGUCACAAACCUGGACGGGACAAGCUGAAGACCAUGGAGGGGAGCAGCACCCCGUACCGCAGAUAA